Neopelma chrysocephalum (saffron-crested tyrant-manakin) is the source of this 5952-nucleotide messenger RNA. It is a transcript of the gene SHPRH, whose product is annotated as SNF2 histone linker PHD RING helicase. Gene Ontology annotation, biological process: protein polyubiquitination; DNA damage response; nucleosome assembly. Gene Ontology annotation, molecular function: DNA binding; ATP-dependent chromatin remodeler activity; ATP binding. The coding region runs from base 140 to 5227 and encodes 1695 amino acids. The transcript has 30 exons. Gene Ontology annotation, cellular component: nucleosome; nucleus. NCBI's taxonomy places the organism in Eukaryota, Metazoa, Chordata, Aves, Passeriformes, Pipridae. The record is from RefSeq and is a predicted model, not a curated record.
CCCGCAGCGCCCCCCUCGUACCGCCCCCCCGCCGCCGCCGCCGCGCGGGGGGGCCCCUCCCGAGCCGGGAGCAGCCACGGCCGCCGGGGCUGCAGCGUCACCGCUUCGGGACUGAAAGUACUGUUGAGAAAACAACAAAAUGAGUAGUCGACGAAAACGCGCACCUCCAUCGAAAGUAGAUGAGGAGAAGAAGAAAAAGCUCUGCUGGAACAUGCAUGAAGACCGGAGAAAUGAGAUGGUAACGUUAGAUGAUGAAGUGACUAAUGAGGACCACGUUCCAGUUCCAAGCACUUCUGCAUCCUUCAUUGUUAUAAAUGAUGAUAGCACUGAUGAAGAUCUUGUACAAAAAGAAGGCAGUGGCUCAAAAUCUGUUAAGUUUUUGACAGUUAAUGAUGAAGACGACUCUUAUUCCAUCUUGACUCCUGUGUCUGUACAGCUAAAUAUUAUAGUCUUGCCAUACCGUGCAGAUGGGUCCUGGAAGGUUUUGUUGGGAGAAUUUGUUCUACAUCUUCCUUCUGAGCAAAUUCUAGCUGAUGAAUUCCAUGAAAGGAGCUUUACUUUAAUGAGAGGAGACUCUGAUGAUCAGCUGCAGGUCUGUGUUCAUGAAAGAAGUGAAGAAGAGUAUAGUAAUGAAACUAAAGAAUACCUGGGUGCUUAUGAACAAUGUAUUUUGGUGGAACCAACUUUAAGUGGUGAAAUAUUGGAAGGCUUGAGAUGGUUGCAAAAGAAAAAGAUAAUUGGACUUUAUCAAAGACCUGGAGAGGCUCAGACUUUAAAGGUUGGAAUUUACCUUCUUGAAGCUGGGCUAAGUAAACCAGAGUUUCUCAGUGAUGGAGGUGGAAGGCCCAAAAAAGCUAAUCAGCUGAUUCAAAAACUCAUGGAAAAGUUCUACAGUUUUUUAAUUCCAGAUGAGCUGGAGGAAGAUGAGGAAGAAUCUGACAUGGAACUAGAGCGACAAAAUAUUGAAGAGCUUUAUGACUUUGUAAGACACACCCAUCAGCAGGAUAUCCAGUUACUUAGAAAGGAUGUGCAGCAUCCUGCAUUAAUUCCCAUUCUGAGGCCAUACCAAAGUGAGGCUGUGAAUUGGAUGCUUCACCGAGAGAACCACACAAACGCUCCAAGCAGUGAAAAUGCACUGCACUUCUUAUGGCGGGAGGUGAUCACUCUGGAUGGAGUAAAAAUCUACUAUAAUCCAUUCACUGGCUGUAUUAUCCGUGAAUACCCAACUGCUGGACCCCAGUGGCCUGGAGGUAUUUUGGCAGAUGAGAUGGGUCUUGGGAAAACAGUAGAAGUGUUGGCUCUUAUUCUGAAUCAUACUGGACCAGACAUUAAACAAGAUGAUCUGACAUUACCUGAGGGUAAGCUUGUGAACUUCUUUGUUCCACCUCAACCUUUAGAAGGAAAUAAAAAGAAAAAAACAAAGGAAAUGGAGCCUAAAUUGAAGGAAAAAAUACAAUAUCCCAGCUUACGAGUGAUGAUAUUAACAGCUGUAAAAGAAAUGAAUGUGAAGAAAGGAGCAUCCAUCGUUGCAAUAUUUAAGUACAUCAGUGCUAUUUAUAGGUAUGACACACAGAGAAAUAGACGGCUUCUCAAAAGAACUCUAGAGAAACUAAUUGCAGAACAUGUAGUAGAGCAAGUCAAAGGACAUGGUCUGGCUGGGUCUUUCAAGCUGGGAAAGAAUUACAAGGAACAGAAGAAGCGAGAAAGAACCAAAGAGCAGGUAGCAAAGACUUCAGAAAACACUCAGAAGAAGCAGCUGACUGAUGCUAAAACUCAAACCAAAGAAUCAAAAAAUAGUGGUAUCACAUCUGAACACAUCUGUAAAACUGCUUCACUGGUGGAUAUUGCCAUGGAAGAACAUGAUUAUUGUACAACUAGCAAAAAUAACAAGAAAUCUGAAGCAGAUCAUGAGAACUCUGUAAAAGAGAAUAAUGUUAAGCAGGAAACUGUCAUCCCAAAAUCUCCUGAUUUGCAUGGCAGCCUCCUUGUCUCCAAUGACAUGUGUAGUCAUCCUGAUUUUGAUGUUUCUAAAACUACAGCUGAUGUCCAGCAGGAAAUCCCAAAGGUCCCGUCCUCACAUUCCCAAGAACAUGCUGACAGUAGUGUACAACAUACCAGUUCUGUAUUUCCAUUUAAUACCUCUGAAUAUCGUUUUGAAUGCAUCUGUGGUGAGCUUGGAUUGGCUGACUACAAAGCUCGUGUGCAGUGCCUGAAAUGCUACUUAUGGCAGCAUGCAGAAUGUGUAAACUACAAAGAGGAAAACCUGAAGAGCAGGCCCUUCUACUGUCCCCAUUGCCUUGUGGCAAUGAAACCAGUUCCCACAGGAGCGACUCUGAUAAUUUCUCCAAGUUCUAUUUGUCAUCAGUGGGUAGAUGAGAUCAAUAGGCACGUAAGAUCAUCUUCUCUUCGCGUUCUGGUGUAUCAAGGUGUGAAGAAGCAUGGCUUUUUGCAGCCACACAUGUUGGCAGAGCAAGAGGUGGUUAUCACCACGUAUGAUGUCCUGCGCACUGAACUGAACUAUGUGGACAUCCCCCACAGCAACAGCGAAGAUGGGCGCCGCUUCAGGAACCAGAAGCGGUACAUGGCCAUCCCAAGCCCCUUAGUAGCAGUAGAGUGGUGGAGGAUCUGCCUCGAUGAAGCACAAAUGGUUGAAUGCACUACUGCAAAGGCUGCUGAAAUGGCACUCCGUUUAAGUGGAAUCAAUCGCUGGUGUGUCAGUGGUACUCCUGUGCAGCGAGGAUUAGAAGAUCUAUAUGGAUUAGUCCUUUUUCUUGGAGUUGAUCCUUACUGGGUCAAACAUUGGUGGGACCAACUUUUAUAUCGACCUUAUUGUAGGAAAAAUCCCCGGCCUCUUUACAGUCUAAUUGCGAAGAUAAUGUGGAGAUCAGCGAAGAAGGAUGUGAUUGACCAAAUUCAAAUACCCCCUCAGACAGAAAAUAUACACUGGCUUCACUUCUCUCCUGUGGAGAGACACUUCUAUCAUCGCCAGCAUGAGGUGUGCUGCCAGGAUGCAUUGGCAAAACUCAGGAAGAUUUCAGACUGGACUCUUAAGCUUAGCAGCCUAGAUAGAAGGACUGUGACUUCCAUACUAUACCCGUUGCUACGGCUGAGGCAGGCCUGCUGUCAUCCACAAGCUGUUCGGGGAGAGUUCUUGCCAUUACAGAAAAGCACCAUGACCAUGGAGGAACUGUUAGCAUCUCUGCAAAAGAAAUGUCGAACGGAGUGUGAAGAAGCUCACCGACAGCUGGUGUGUGCUCUUAAUGGCUUAGCUGGUAUCCAUAUCAUUAAAGGAGAAUAUGCAUUGGCUGCGGAGCUGUACAGAGAAGUAUUAAGAUCAUCUGAAGAGCACAAGGAAAAGCUCAAAACAGAUUCCUUACAAAGACUUCAUUCUACACAUAAUUUGAUGGAAUUGUUGGCAAAGCACCCAGGAAUUCCCCCAACUUUGCGUGAUAGCCGACUUGCAGAAGAGGCAGAACAACUUCGACAACAUUAUAUGAGUAAAUCCAAUGCAGAAGUUGCAGAAGCCCAUCAGGCCUUACAGCCAGUUCUUCAAACAAUUCGGGAGCUCCAGAGAAAGAUACAUUCCGGUUCUCCUUGGUGGUUGGAUGUCAUCCAGACAGCAAUACAGUAUGCCAUUGAUGAGGAGCUUGUUCAACGUGUACAAAACGAAAUAACCUGCAACUACAAACAGCAGACUAAUAAACUCUCCAUGGCAGAGAAAUUCCGUGACUGCAGAGGCCUUCAGUACCUGCUCACAACCCAGCUGGAUGAAGUGAAGAAGUUCCAAAAGAUUGUAAGAGAAGCAGUGAAAAACUUAGAAGGGCCCCCUUCUAAGCAGGUUAUUGAGGCUGCCACUAUCUGCCAUUUGCGACCUGUUAGACUUCCACUCAACAACUGUGUCUUUUGUAAGGCUGACGAAUUGUUCACAGAAUAUGAGUCGAAGCUCUUUAUGCAUAGUGUUAAAGGCCAAAUGGCAAUAUUCGAGGAGAUGAUAGAAGACCAAGAGGGGCUUGUUGAUGACCGUUUGCCCACCACAAGUAGAGGACUGUGGGCAACCAGUGAAACUGAACGUGCCUUGAAAGCUCUCCUCUCCUUUGCCAAAGCUCACCGAAUGGAUGUUAGGCUAACUGAAGAAGGGAGCGUAUUUCUGGAACUCUUUGAAGCAUGGAAAAAGGAAUAUAAGUUACUUCAUGAAUAUUGGAUGGUACUUAGGGAUCAUGUGUCUGCUAUUGAUGAACUGGCAAUGGCUACAGAAAGACUGAGAGUGCGUCAUCCUGAUGAGCCAAAACCAAAUCCACCAGUUCUCCACAUCAUAGAACCACAUGAGGUAGAGCAAAAUCGAGUGAAACUUCUGAAUGACAAGGCAGUUGCCAAAUCACAGCUUCAGAAGAAAUUGGGACAACUUCUAUAUCUCACUAAUCUGGAGAAAUCUCAGGAUAAAACUACUGGGGGAAUUAACCCAGAACCGUGUCCAAUCUGUGCUCGUCAACUGGGAAGACAGUGGGCAGUGCUGACAUGUGGACAUUGCUUUUGUAAUGAGUGUAUAGCCAUCAUCAUCCAGCAGUACAGCGUUGGCACCCGCCGGAGCUCAAUUAAGUGUGCCAUCUGCAGGCAGACAACGUCCCAUAAAGAAAUAUCAUAUGUCUUUACUGCAGAAGCUGCAAAUCAGGAGGAUGAUAUUCCUGUAAAGGGAAGUCACUCCACCAAAGUGGAAGCUGUGGUCCGAACACUGAAGAGAAUUCAAUUUAAAGAUCCAGGGGCUAAAUCCUUAGUUUUCUCAACGUGGCAAGAUGUAUUGGAUAUAAUUUCAAAAGCUUUGUAUGACAACAACAUGAUUUUUUCUCAGAUCAAUGGAAUUAGUAAAUUUCAGGAAAAUCUUUCUGCGUUUAAAUACGAUCCCAACAUCAAUAUUUUGCUGCUGCCUCUUCACACUGGUUCCAAUGGACUAAACAUCAUCGAAGCAACUCACGUUCUGCUUGUGGAACCCAUUCUGAAUCCAGCACAUGAGCUACAGGCUAUUGGCAGAGUACAUCGUAUUGGCCAAACAAAAUCUACCAUUGUUCACAGGUUCCUGAUAAAAGCAACAAUAGAAGAGAGAAUGCAGACUAUGUUGAAAACUGUAGAUAGAAGUCACACAAGCUCUUCCAUGAAACAGUCAGAAGCCUCCGUGUUGACAGUGGCAGAUUUGGCUGACCUUUUUACAGAGGAAACUGAAGAACUUGAGUAAAAACAUUGGUUUGGCCUAAUGAAAUCAGUACGUGACCUAAUAAGCACCUAAUAAUCCACUUGAUCUGUCAUUCCUGUAAACAUCAUCUAACAUUUGUUACAGAGUGAUUGGAAAUUGAAAAGUCUUAAUUGUUACUGUUUUAUUCUUUGGUGAAGUUCAUAGCAGCACACACUUCUGGUGGCACUGGAGAAAAGUUGCACUUUGCACAUUAUACAAAAACAUGGAUUUUAUUCCCAAAGAGCAUUUGAGCUGGAUGCUAAAACUGAGAUCUUGGACCCUUGGUUGAGAGGAAUUUUACCUUCAGGUUUGAUUGGCUAGUAGCUCUGUCUGAGAGCAAAACUAUGUGGGUGGUUGGGUGGGAAAGGGAAGCAGAAAAAUACAAAUCUAAUUUUUUUUACUGUACAAAGAGUUGUUAGAAAGAAUGACUGUAAAUUAAUAUUCUUCUAGAAAGGGCUUGUUAGAUUUAAUGCAGAGUUACUAAAUGUCUUAUUGUUAACAUUUCAAAUGACUAAUCUUUACUAAUAAUUUGGAUAUUUGUAUUAGGCUUUUAGAUAUUCAUAAAGACUUGUGACAGUUAAAUAUUUCAUUGUUAAUGCUUACUUAUUGCAAAAAGAUGAUAAUUAAAUUAUGCUUUUUGUAUAUAUGUUGGUCUGGUGAUCAGUUAAAGACUUGAACUUGCUGUACAUGUUUUCACUUGAAGCUGUGACUAAUUUAGUGCUCUGUUU